GAAUUUGAGCUCGGUCAGAAUUCUCGAGUUCGAGCUCGGUCAAAAUGCUCAAGUUCGAACUCGUACAUGAAUCACACUCUGACGAGCCGAGUUCGAACACAAAGUGAAGGCUAGUGUCAAGCUCGAGGCAGGCAAAAGAAAAUUGGAACCGAGAACAAGAGUCCUCUCUAUCUCUCGAAUACACUUAUAAAGUCACAGAUCGAGCACAGAGCCCACAGCAAAGGCCAAAAGCUUUCCAGUCAUCGUAUCAAAUUAUCAAUGGCGGAGAAGAGCUUCAAGCACGUGAUCGUCGGUGGCGGUGCCUCAGCUGGACAUGGAGCUAGGGAAUACUUUGCCAAACAUGUCCUUAAAUCACGCGAGCCGGCGAUCAUUUCCAAGGAGGCGGUGGCUCCUUAUGAACGUCCAGCACUACGGAAAGCUUGCCUUUUCCCUAAGUCUCGGGGUUUGUUCGUCCUGUUUUUCUCGUCUCGGUUUUCUUGUCUACGUUCCCCCUUACAGGGCUUCGAUUACUCCAAUAUCCGAAGCUCACGUUUCCAGAAUCUUGAAACUCCAAAAGCACGGCUCACCACGCAUGUCUUCCACUCCAAUAGCUCAAGACAUAGAAACCAAUUCUGGUCCCUGCUUCCUGCGGCCCUUGCAGUCUCAGCUGGGGCACUUGCUGUUCCACUUGCCCUUCAACACCAACCAGGCCCUUCACUCUACGAUGUUGGUGAAACUAGUGCUAGUAAUGGUGUGGGAAAAGGAUCGCACCAGGACCCUCGAAAACGACAAAAAGACAUUAUUCGUCAUCAAGCGGAGGCUAUACGUCUUCAACUUGCUUCAAUUAUAAAGGAUGUGGAAGAGGAUUCUUUAGAAAUUAGUCUUGAUUCUAUUGUUGAAGCAAUUGUUGAGCUGGUUCAAAAUACUGCUGCUACUCCUACUAAUGAGGAUCCAAAUGAAGGAGGCGCGCAAAAGAAUGCAUAUGAAAGAAAGUUGAAGAGGAAGGGCUCAAAAGUGUGGGAUGAUUUUUCAAAAGUUGAGGUAGGAGGUGUAAAAAUGAAUCAAUGCAAACGGUGUAAUAAGAAUUUCACCCAAUCAAAAUCAGGCUCUACAACUUCCUUGAGUAGACACUUGGAGAUAUGUUUGGAGCACAAAAACUCAAAAAAGAUACAGAAGAUUUUGUCGGUUGAUGGUACCGAGUCUGGUGGUGUAAGCACCACAUUAAAUUUUCAAUUUGAUGAAAGUAAGGUGAGAGAACUUUUUUCUCACAUGAUCCUCCUCUGCCAUGAGUAUCCUUUUAGAAUUGCGGAGCAUGUCGUGUUUAAUAAAUUUAUGAAGGCUUGCACACCGCAUUGGCGAGAAAUUUCUCAAGCUACUACUGAAAGUCUUUGCUUUGCCACCUACGAAUCAGAAAAGACGAAAUUGAAAGCUUCAAUAAAUAAGGUUCCCAAAGUUCACAUCACAACUGACAUGUGGACUUCUUGUCAAAAAUAUUUGUAUAUGGUUGUGACAUGUCAUUUCAUAGAUUCUAAAUGGCAUUUAAAUAGCCGUGUGUUAAACAUCUGCAAUAUUCCAACUCCACAAUCCGGAGAUCUUAUUGCUGACGCCCUUCUUAAAUGUUUUAGAGACUGGGGUAUUGAGAAAAAAAUUUAUUCAAUCUCCGUAGACAAUGCAGAGUCAAAUGAUGUAGCAUUGAACCACUUUAGAGUUGAUGGGGGGCUGCUGUUUCACGUGCGCUGCUGUGCGCAUAUAAUUAAUUUGAUGGUUCAUGAUGGUCUUGGUGAGAUUGGAGAGAUUGUUGAUUGUGUGAGGGACGGUAUCAAAUACUUGGUAGCAUCGGAGGGAAGUUUAAUGCAAUUUAGUGGAAUUGCAAAGAGCUUGCAAUUGUCUUCCAAGAAGCUGUUUUUGGAUGUACCUACUCGUUGGAAUAGCACGCAUUUGAUGUUAACAACUGCUUGCGAGUUUAGGGAGGUGUUUUCUAGGUAUAGAUGCAUAGAUCAACAAUUUACUUGGGUGUUAUCGGAUGAGGAUUGGGCUAAAGUUGAAUCUGUGUGUGAACUUUUGAAGGUUUUCAACGGAGUAAUCAAGAUUAUAUCUGAGAGUGACUAUCCAACAUCAAAUUUAUUCCUUCCUGAAAUUUGUAAUCUGAAAUUCGUCCUAACCCAGAAAUGUGAUGAUCAAAAUGACUACAUCAGAUCCAUGACACGAAGAGUGAUAGCCAAGUUUGAUAAAUACUUUAGUGAGAACUGUUUGAUCAUGGCAAUUGCAGCAAUUUUGGACCCAAGGUUUAAGAUGACGUUGAUAGAAUUUUACUUUUUAAAGAUCUAUGAAGAGGCUGAAGCUCAAGAGAAUAUUGAAUAUGUCCAAAAAAUUUUGAAUUGGAUAUAUGAUUUGUAUGUUAUUAAACAUAAUUCAAAUCUUGUGCAACCGAAUCUUGCAAGCAAUGCUCAAGAAUGCUCUUCAAGUAAUUGUCCAAUCAGUGCAGUUGAUCAGAGUGGUCUGCAACGUUACCAAUCAUUCCUCAAAAGUGAUAAUACGGUGUAUCAACCUGUUAAAUCAGAAUUAGAUACAUAUCUUGAGGAGAGUAUAUGUACAGAUAUGAGUUUGGAAUUUAAUGCCUUGGACUGGUGGAAAAUAAAUACCUAUAGGUAUCGUAUUUUGUCUGAAGUUGCAAGAGAUAUUUUGUCAAUACCAAUUAGUACUGUAACUUUGGAGUCUACUUUUAGUGCUGGAGGAAGAGUUAUAGAUCCUCACAUAGCUUCAUUAUCAACUGAGACAGUUCAGAAGUUAUUAUGUGGGGUAGAUUGGGUUGGAUCAAUGUAUGGGCUUAAAAAGAAGUUCGCAGAGGAUCAUAAUAAGGUGGUGGUAACUUUGCUAGAACCAGAAGCAAAUUAAUUGAUAGUGUUUUUAUUUAUUUUUUUAAGUGUUGUAAUGUUACUAUAUAUUUUGGUCUGGAGACUAUGUUGGACAAUGUUAUUUUGUUGAAGAUCUUGUACAAUAUUAUUUUGUUGGAGGCAUGAAGACUCAAGGUAAUUUAUGAUUUCCUAUUUAAUGAUUUAGGCACAUUAAAUUGUGUAUUAUUAAACCUCCCUUGACAUUUUUACCAAGUAUAUAGCACUUGUGUAAGUAAUGCAAGGGAGUUUAAAUUAACUCAGUUUUUUUUCUUUUCUUUUCUUUUUUGUGUGUGUUACAGGUGAUAGGACCGUGGAUUUGUCUUAUAGGAGUACACAUAAUUGCUUCAUAUAUAUAUAAUUAUAUAUAUAUGAAUUUCUUCAAUUUUUCCUAUUAAACUAAAUGGAUCGAUUGAUAAUGAAGACAAAUUCUCGUUACGGUUACGUGAUUUUUCUCCUCCUUGGAACUCUGCGUGAAAGCGAUGAGGCCGACACACCCCCACCCCCACCGUCUGGUUGGCCGACAACGGCGACCGCCUCGGCUCC
Molecule: messenger RNA, 3416 nt
Organism: Alnus glutinosa
Lineage: Eukaryota; Viridiplantae; Streptophyta; Magnoliopsida; Fagales; Betulaceae
Product: zinc finger BED domain-containing protein RICESLEEPER 1-like
Exons: 7
Coding region: 259-2874 (871 amino acids)
Molecular function (GO): protein dimerization activity; DNA binding
Source: RefSeq, a predicted model, not a curated record